UAGUCCUGCAUCAUUUCAUCCACUGGUGUUAAGAACAGUCUUGUAAUAUAGACUCAUUGAUGGUUCAUCCAGACAAAAUGAGGACUCUAUGGACUUCCAUGUUCCAUUUUAUAUUCAUUGCAAAUUUGCUGAUUUUUAAGAAUAGCUUGUCGGCUCCUGUGCAGCAGCAUCAGGUGCCUGUACCAGCUAGCUGCCAGGAUGAGGUGCACUGGCUCCAAUCCCAGCUUCUCCAAAUGAAAGAGUACAUUCAGCAGCUCCAGGACCAGCUGAGUCAGACCAGCACAGGUCACCAGCGCAUUCCUGACGUUCUCCAAAAGCAAAUCGUCCAGCCCCAGACAGGCAGUGUGCCAGAGUACACAGACUGCUCACAGGUGUUUGAGGAUGGGAACUUGGUCAGCGGUGUGUACAUGAUUAAGCCAAAGCAAUCCCCGACCUCUGUCAUGGUGUUCUGUGACAUGAGUGAUGGUGGAGGCUGGACCGUGUUUCAGAGGAGGAAAGAUGGACAGGAGUCCUUUGACAGGACCUGGGUGGAGUAUAAGCAUGGCUUUGGGAAUCUUCUCUCCAAUGAUGGGGAGUUUUGGUUGGGGAAUGACCCCCUACACUACCUCACAUCACAGGGCAAUUAUAAACUCAAGAUAAAAAUGGAGGACUUUGAUGGUAUCCCACGCUUUGCUGAAUACAAAAAUGUCAAAGUUGGAGAUGAAAAGGAUGAGUAUGAAUUGCAGGUGGGUGACUACAAGGGAAAUGCAGGUGAUGCUUUGGUUGAUGCGCACCCCCACCCUGAGAGACCACAGAGUGAUGACCACCAAGGUCUGAACUUCAGCACAUAUGAUCACAACAGCCAUGAGGAGGAUCCACAGUGUAUUCACCAGGACAAGUCUGGAUGGUGGUUCAGCAGAUGUCACUCUGGUAAUUUAAAUGGUCAUUACUACAACGGCCCCUACCAGGCAGUGACAGAUGAUGGGGUUGUGUGGUACACCUGGCAUGGCUACUGGUACUCCAUCAAAUCUGUGGUCAUGAUGAUCCGCCCAGAGGGAUUUGAAGAGUCCAAAGCAGAGCAUGAACCGAACUGACGUUAAUCAGUGAAAGGUGUUCUGGCAGUUGAGCACACUAUAUUUGUCAGAUGAUUAAUAAAAUAACCCUGCAUGCAUCAA
Alosa sapidissima (American shad) is the source of this 1154-nucleotide messenger RNA. Its product is annotated as fibrinogen-like protein 1. Gene Ontology annotation, biological process: regulation of immune response; negative regulation of T cell activation. The transcript is spliced from 7 exons. Lineage: Eukaryota; Metazoa; Chordata; Actinopteri; Clupeiformes; Clupeidae. The coding region runs from base 60 to 1073 and encodes 337 amino acids. The record is from RefSeq and is a predicted model, not a curated record.